This is a messenger RNA of Dipodomys ordii (Ord's kangaroo rat), 3474 nucleotides long. It is a transcript of the gene Nrf1, whose product is annotated as nuclear respiratory factor 1. The record is from RefSeq and is a predicted model, not a curated record. Gene Ontology annotation, biological process: regulation of transcription by RNA polymerase II. Gene Ontology annotation, cellular component: nucleus. Lineage: Eukaryota; Metazoa; Chordata; Mammalia; Rodentia; Heteromyidae. The coding region runs from base 293 to 1804 and encodes 503 amino acids. Gene Ontology annotation, molecular function: RNA polymerase II cis-regulatory region sequence-specific DNA binding; DNA-binding transcription factor activity, RNA polymerase II-specific. The transcript has 12 exons.
CUCGGCGGCGGCGGCGGCGGCAGAGGCGGCAGCGCUCGCCAUUGCCGCUGGUGGCAGGAGGCUGCGAGGAGCCGGCGCGGUCGCAGUCUCCACGGCGCAGGCCCACGGUAGCGCAGCCGCUCUGAGGUAGAAUAAUAUGUGGUACAUAGGUACCAAACUUCGUUCCCCAUUUACCCAUUGAUGGACACUUGGGUAGCUUCCACCUUUUGGCUAUUAUGAAUAAUGCUGCUAUGAACAUGGGUAUGCACGAAUCUCUUUGAGAUCCUGCUUUCAGUUCUUCUGGUAGAUCUUCAUGGAGGAACACGGAGUGACCCAGACUGAACACAUGGCUACCAUAGAAGCCCACGCAGUGGCUCAACAAGUCCAGCAGGUCCAUGUGGCCACUUACACCGAGCAUAGUAUGCUGAGUGCUGAUGAAGACUCCCCCUCGUCCCCUGAGGACACUUCUUAUGAUGACUCAGAUAUACUUAACUCCACAGCAGCUGAUGAGGUAACGGCCCAUCUGGCUGCUGCAGGUCCUGUGGGAAUGGCUGCUGCUGCUGCUGUGGCAACCGGGAAGAAACGGAAACGGCCUCAUGUGUUUGAGUCUAAUCCAUCUAUCCGGAAGAGGCAGCAAACACGUUUGCUUCGGAAGCUUCGAGCCACAUUAGAUGAAUAUACUACUAGAGUGGGACAGCAAGCAAUUGUCCUCUGUAUAUCACCCUCCAAACCCAAUCCUGUCUUCAAAGUAUUUGGUGCAGCACCUUUGGAGAAUGUGGUGCGAAAGUACAAGAGCAUGAUCCUGGAAGACCUGGAGUCUGCUCUGGCAGAACACGCCCCUGCGCCACAGGAGGUUAACUCGGAGCUGCCACCUCUUACCAUCGAUGGGAUUCCAGUCUCUGUGGACAAAAUGACCCAGGCCCAGCUUCGGGCAUUUAUCCCAGAGAUGCUCAAGUACUCCACAGGUCGGGGAAAACCAGGCUGGGGAAAAGAAAGCUGCAAGCCCAUUUGGUGGCCCGAAGACAUUCCAUGGGCGAAUGUCCGGAGUGAUGUCCGCACAGAAGAGCAGAAGCAGAGGGUUUCAUGGACCCAGGCACUACGGACCAUAGUUAAAAACUGUUACAGACAACAUGGGCGGGAGGAUCUUUUGUAUGCUUUUGAAGAUCAGCAAACACAAACACAGGCCACCACCACGCACAGUAUAGCCCAUCUUGUACCAUCACAAACUGUGGUGCAGACCUUCAGCAACCCAGACGGCACUGUCUCGCUUAUCCAGGUUGGUACAGGGGCAACAGUAGCCACAUUGGCUGAUGCUUCAGAACUGCCAACCACAGUCACUGUUGCCCAAGUGAAUUAUUCUGCUGUGGCUGAUGGAGAGGUAGAACAAAAUUGGGCCACAUUACAAGGAGGUGAGAUGACUAUCCAGACAACGCAAGCAUCAGAGGCCACCCAGGCUGUAGCAUCAUUGGCAGAGGCCGCAGUGGCAGCUUCUCAGGAGAUGCAACAGGGAGCUACUGUCACCAUGGCACUCAACAGCGAAGCUGCUGCCCAUGCUGUCGCCACCCUGGCUGAAGCCACCUUACAAGGCGGGGGACAGAUAGUCCUGUCUGGGGAAACCGCAGCAGCCGUUGGAGCACUUACUGGAGUCCAAGAUGCUAAUGGGCUGGUCCAGAUCCCUGUGAGCAUGUACCAGACUGUGGUAACCAGCCUCGCCCAGGGCAACGGCCCAGUGCAGGUGGCCAUGGCUCCAGUGACCACCAGGAUAUCGGACAGCGCAGUCACCAUGGACGGCCAGGCUGUGGAGGUGGUGACAUUGGAACAGUGACAUGCAGCCAUAACAUGGCGUCGUUUUCUAGUCUACUUCAACAUUUUUUACACAUUUGCAGAGGUGCAAUCAAAUGGAAUUAAGUCUCUCAACUUUGGAAGAAAAGUUUUGUUAACUUUUUUUUUUUAAAGGAUGAAAGGCAGCAGAUUUUGGAAUUGAAUUUUUUAAAGCACCACUCUUGAUUUUCUGGGAUUGGUGAAGUAAGAAACUGCACUAUUUCACUGUCCCAAAAAAGCCAAAUUGUGGCAGGACUUCUUUCUGCGGGACGUGUGUGUGUGUGUGUGUGUGUGUGUGUGUGUGUGUUUGUGUGUGUGUGUGUGUGUGUGAGUAUAUAUGUAUAUGUGUACAUAUGGACAUACACAUUUACAUAUAUAAAGUAUAUAUAUACAUAUAUAUAUAUAUAUAUAUUGAAACCCACAUGAAAUAACCUGUAUGAAUCAAGGUGAGCUGUGGAAAGAAUAAUUCACCCAGUUUAGUGGGUGAUAGGGUACGUGGGCAGACACAGCCACCUGGUUUUUGUUCAUACCAGGGUCAUGCGUUGAGCUACUGACAAACUCAGGCAGAGGUGACCAUGCCCUUCACCAAAGCUGCCUCCCAGUGGCCGCCCAGAACUCCCUGCUGGACUCACCUGAGGAAGGAGGUUCCGGGACGAGGCGGGGGUCCAGAAAGCGCUCGCAGGCCCGUGUGGUCUGCAGCUAAGACACUCCUCCUCAGGCUGGUCCAGGUGCUGAACUUGCCAUGGGCAGGCGAAUGUCCUGAAGGGGUCCCAGGCUGGGGCAAGAAGGUGUCCUCAGCCUCCCGUCUCCUCUUUCAGGAAAUCCUUCUUGAUCUCAUGACUAUUGAAGAGUUGCUUUGGCUUUAAGGUCAAUCCUGAAUUGGUCAUGUAUAUGUAUAUGAACUGGAGCAGAAGUAUUAAGGGUCUGAAGAGUGCGUGUUGAGCGUGCUUGUGGAUGUGGGGGAGAGGGGAGGGGAAGAGGUGGGAGGAGCAGAAGGGAAAGGAAGGAGAGAAAGAAAAAUUAGAGAGCAGGAUGCACCAAGGGGAACCAUUUUCUCCAACUGUAUGAAGCUAUAACUUGACAGAGGAAAUUGUGAUGAACGGGGACCCCUGGCUGGGGAAGCAGCGGCAUCCUGAUUCAGCCCCAGCUUCAGGCCUCUGUAAGCUGUGUCCCCUGCAUUCUUCCGAACUGUUAAAUCCUCUGCUUUCCUGGUUGCAAGCCCUGAGCCUCCAGUGGCUAAAUUCAUCUGACUUUUUGACAGGCCAAAUCUCUGCUCCUUCAGUUACAGGGAGUUAACAGUUCCUCCUCCUAAGUCCCCACAUGUGUGUGACCGUGUAUUUAAUGUGGUUGGUUUUAUUUUUUUUUUAAUGCGACAUUAAAAGAGUCUUCAUGUCUUGCUCAGCCUUUGAGAAAAGUUGCAGAUUCUUGUAUUUGCUUGUUUUAUAUAAAACUACCCAAUGUUCUUUGUAUGUUCUUUCUGUACGUAAUGGGAGGGAGGGUAGGGAAAUUUACAUAUAAACAGUCCUAGUUCUAUAAUUUGUUAUUUUUUUAAUUAUUAUUUUUUAUUGUCAUUGUGAAGCUGUCCAGGGGCUUUAAAGUCCAUGUUCCUUUGUGAUGAAAUAACUUCCCAAUAGUUUGAGAAAUGGCCAAGAAGAAAAGGAAAAAAAAAAAAAA